CCGCACAAAAGUAUCAAAACAGCAGCAACACCAUCUGGUCUCUCUAUUCUCGAUAGUCAKCAUCUGUAUUCUUCACGCUGCAAGUCUUUUUUCGUGACUACUGCAGGUGAAAUAGUUCACGCAGUAAUACGUAUCAGAUAGCACUUCUAGCAGUGAAAACGACCGACCUUUCAAAGCAAGAGAAGRACCGUAAUUUUUGUCGAGCCCAAUAAUAUUACGAUGAUAAGCAGCGAUGUUAUAAGUGACGUCAACAAGGCUGCUGGAAUGGUCAUGAACUCAGCCGUUGCUGCAGUUGGGCCKGAUCCAACAGAAUUUUUGAAUUCACAGCUAGCAUCAGCCCUCAGCACCCUUGGUGACUCGCAGUAUUGGGAAGAAACGAUAUCUCCGACCACGAUUCGCAAUGAGUUGAGCGCGAGCGACCCGAGCAAUCCGAAUUCCACCCCAGUUCUUCAAAGAGGCAUGAAAUGGUUACUAGCUUCYAUAAGUAAAGGCAGAGAUGUUUCUGACUUCUAUCCCCAUGUGGUGAAACUGGCUGGGGCUAACUCCCUCGAAGUCCGAAAGAUGGUUUAUAUGUAUCUGGUUCAAUACGCAGAUCAUGACGACACAACUCGGGAACUCUCUCUCCUUUCCAUCAACGCAUUCCAACGAGGACUCUCCGACCAGGAGCAGCUUAUUCGAGCUCUUGCGCUAAGAGUACUAUCGUCGAUUCGAAUCAAUGACAUCUUACAGAUUCAAAUCCUUGGGGUUCAAAAAUGUGCUAGUGAUUCCUCUCCGUACGUUCGCAAGUGUGCUGCCAAUGCACUGGCUAAAUUGGUUCCGAGGUGCGAUGAGAUGCAGCGAGAAAUGAUGUUACAACUGAUGAAAGAAGAAUUCCUGGAUAAAGAUUCCAGUACCAUGGUGCUGACAUCUGCGCUUGUGGCUUUCCGCGAAUUGUGUCCCGAUCGACUGGAACUUUUGCACUCGUCGUACCGAAAAAUAUGCCACUUGCUGACCGAUAUGGACGAAUGGGGGCAAGUUGUCAUCAUCGAUUUGUUGGCUCGUUAUUGUCGGCGAUUUUUCAAGGAGCCCAAGGCGUUGAAGCAGGGUGAAGCCGAACUCAUCGAUCAGGAACGACGUGUCCAUCGAAAACUCUCGACCGGAGCGCAACAGACAACAACCAAAUCUGAGAAAACGGCACUGGGAGCCCACUCUGUUCCGUUGUUCCAAGAAACGAAGUUAGACACUGGUGGUGGUGGUGGGUUUAGAGAUGUUAUCCAAAGCARCAGCAAUACCGGCGGUUUCAAGGAUAAAACCCAUGUGAUUCGACAGGUUACGAAGGGUUUCUAUUCUGACGAAGAAGAUGACUCCACAGGKGAAGAAGUCGUCACGCGUACUAUCUCGACUGCCAGUGCCAUGCGUCAGCCCCCUGUGAUUGGUACUGUUAUGGCAAGCGCAAACACCAGUCCCGAGCCACUCAAUGUUCUUGCCAACACAGAUAUCGAUUCCGACCUGAAAAAUUUGGAUCUCGAUCACCAACUCCUCUUGAUAUCAUCUAUGCCUCUCCUCAAGAGUAGAAAUGCUGGCGUAGUUUUGUCCGUCUGCUCUCUUCACUACUACUGUGGAGUGUCAAGCAUUAAAGCUAGAUCUGCAAUUGGAAAAGCUUUGGUGCGCAUUCACCGUGGACGACGAGAAAUCCAAUACAUCGUUUUGACAUCGAUUCGGGUCUUGGUGCGAGAUUGUCCUUCGGCAUUUGCUCCAUUUUUGUCAGACUUUUUUGUGAAGGUAGGUUGAKUUAUUGAAAACAGCUAGUUUUGUUGAAUAAAAUCGGGUUUUGAGUUAAGUCCCUCACCCUUUUUCUUGCAAAUUUUAUCCAGGCUUUGGAUCCACCGUUUACCCGCCURAUCAAAAUUGACAUUCUUGUUUCCUUGGCUCUUGAACCUGCUGCCAUCAAGGCAGUACUCAACGAGCUUCGAUCUUACAUUCGUGACGGUGAUAAGGCAUUCGCUACAGCAUCUAUYCGAGCAGUGGGUCGUGUUGUUGAAAUUGCUCAGAUUGUAUACGAUCGUCACGGCGAGUCAAACGGAAUGUCCGUUAGAGAACGACAGGCAGCCUGCGAGGUUGCGCUGGAUGCACUUUAUGGCCUUUCUGUUGUGACCCAAGUUAGCGAAAGUAGGAUYGUUGUUGGAGAAGCUGUUAUGGUAAUGGAGUCAAUUCUUGUAUCGUUAAAUGCAUCCGCUACUCUCGGCGAUGGUUCGACUUUCGUGGUCCAAGAUCCGAAUCAAGUUCGAGCGUAUGCCAUGCGGCGAAUCUUGUUGUUGCUCGCUGGCUCUUUAUCGAGCCGUCAAAAAGAAUUGAUACUCGAAGUCGACGAGGAGAGUGACGAUGAAGAAAAAGAAGUUUCAGACAUAGAAAAGCUAUCAGUGGACUUGAGAUCAGCAGCUCUUUCUUCUGCUCUUUGGAUUGUGGGAGAAUGGAUGGCCAAUAGUCCAUCAUUCAAUACUUCGUGGAUGCAUGGAGCACACGACAUCUCUAAAGUUAGACAGGAGCUGCUCCGGCUGGUGGAUAGUUGUUUCCCCCACUUCAACGUUACUGAGAAGGAGCAAUCUCUUCAUUUUGCGAGUAAGGUUUGGAUAUCRUUUGGCCCGUCCACUGGCCUGAAAUCAGAAACUWCYUUAUGCGAACACAUCUUGGCAAUGGGAAGGUUGGACGUGAACCCCGACGUCAAAGACAGAGCACGUUUUGAGAGUUCUCUACUCCAUGCAUCGAUUGGUUUGAAACACGAUACAUCGGGAUUGGACGAACGAUCUGGCGCCAUCAAAUUGGAUCUCGGACAAUCGAAAGCGAUUCUUUUGGCAAAUAAGCCUACUCCUUCUUACCUACCAAUUGAAGGCGAAACCAUUAUCGAUACAACAUCUUUCCGGUUUGGGACUCUCAGCAGUCUUGUUGGCCACCGAGCUCGUGGGCCCUCCACGUCGCUUCCACAAUGGGCAGCGAAAAAUAGUCCGACUGCACUGCGUGAACCGAUCCAGGUCGCGAAAGAACAGCUAGCGCACAACUUUUCGGAGUCCGGCCCUGAUAACAUAAGAGAAAUGCCUGGAUUCUAUGACGAUGACAACGAUGAAGAUAGCAGCAGUGAUGAUUCGUCAGAUUCUAGUUCAAGUUCAUCUGGGAGCGACUCAAGUGAAUCGUCCUCAGGCGACAGUGAAAGCGAUAGCGAUGACUCUAGCAGCAGCUCUGAUGAGAGUGAUAAAAGAAACUUGAGAGUCGCRGCACCUACUUCAGUCGCAACAAAUGGUUUCCAAAACAACUUGUUUCAACCGAUGGGUCUAACAAAUAUGCCCUCCAUUCCAAACUCAUCCAUUUCCAGGGCAUGUGAACCUAAAUGCACGACUGUGGAGUCGUCAUCUGACGACUCUUCUGAAAGCGACGAAAGUGAUGACGAAUCGAGURUCGAAAGUCCUAUCAUACCGCUWAAAAAUUCUAUGACGUCAGGACACCACGGAGGAAUUCCGAACCACGUCCAGAAAGACGGCAAUCUCCUUGGUAUGACGUCUACAAACAAUAGAUUUGCUUCCASUGUGGAUCAGCGUCCUACUUCGAGUUCUUCCGCUAUGGACGAUUUCAAAGGUCUCACCAUGGAGCCUAUUAAAAUAGAAGAUCAAGGUGUCAAUUUCGAAAGAGACUCGGGCGCGUGGACUCAGCUUGUUCGACCAGAGCUCUGYGGGGGACUAUCUGUAAAAUCUCGAUAUCUACGUGGUCUUACCAAAGACAACCAACUGCAAUCGAGCAACAUCAAUCCCUCAAACGCAAAUGCUGUUUGUGUACAACUUGAAUUCAGCAAUAAGUACGUUUUUGUAUCGUGUUACGAAGAAAGAACGAUAGGUGUGACGAUGCUGUGACGUGAGCUUACUCAGCACUACCUUCCUCUCUUCCAAUAUUUAUGCUCUCUCUCUCUCUGCAACUUUAAAUAAUAUGGUAGAAAAUCAGAUGCUACCCCGAUCCGUCGGAUCAAGGUGUUGCCCCGUUCAGCCUCCACCGGUGCCUACGCAACAAAGAAAACUUUGUGUCCCCCAGAAAUAAUGGAAUUGAAAGCCAAUGAAUCAAUUAGUGCUGCAUUGAUAUUUGAGUUUGCUUCGAUGUCCAAUCGAGAGGGUGAUUUGGUUGGUCGAAUUGAAGUGAAACAGGGUUUUGGAGGAAGUGUCCCCAUUGAAUUCAAACCCAGUGUUGGCGAGCUCUUGUUGCCUCCUAGCAGAAUUCUUUCGAUCCAGGAGUUCGAUUUAGCAAUGAGCAGAAUGCAAGGUUUUCAACGCAUCGAGUCGCCGUACACAACAUCGCUGCCUAUCACUUCCGUAUCCACUUCUGUGGUCAAGAAUUCAUCGUUGAAGACAAUAGGGAAUGGUACCUUCUCAUCAGACAAGAAGCUUCGGUUGAUGGGACUUCUUCCUGCAAAUAAAGAACCAGUUUUGGUUAAGAUCGAAGCCAACCAAGGAGGAGGCAAGAUAACGGUCUGCUGCGAUCAUGUGGUAGCAAUCAACAGCAUCCUGAGUCUUGUGAAACGAUCAGUGACUUCAUAAAUGUCACCAAAGAGUGUCGAACGGAUGGCUUAUUUCGUAGCWAUUAGCUCAGGUUUAUAACAGGCGAAGUCAACUCUGAAUUUUCUUAAUUUUUAGCCCUGGWAARAAUCAUUCGAAGYAUCCAUUAAUUUCGAAACGACUUYCAACAUUUYCAUUCAAGUCUAUAGCUCAGUUUCAAAAKAUCUUYKUCGCAAUGCAUAUUGUAUGGUCACWAAAUCGUAGUCGACAACAGCGAGUUCUACUAUCAAAGAAUGGAAAUUUUGGUGAGGUCCAAACCAUCGUUUCAGCUAAAGUGUUCAUGAGCUAUUGUUAAAAGUGUGUUUUUUCGURCGACUAYUCUAAUAUAUGUMGUCCUCACAUMGGGUACAAUAAGGGGAGUCGGCAAAUAGCGAAGUCAUUACCGCAGCUUGGUUACCGGWAAAACAAAUCCCCUUAGUUAUUUCCUUCACAUACGAAAGAGUUCUGCGACAAGAUAAGGGCGACAAUUAAUCCGUAAAGACCGAGGGCUUCUGCAAAAAUCAAGAUCAAAAUCAUACCAACGAAAAGCUUCUCUUGUUGUCCAACGGCUCGUACUCCGGCAUCUCCGACAAUUCCRAUGGCCAUACCAGCCGCCAGGCCGGACAGUCCACAGCAAAGGCCGGCGGCCAAGUGAGCAAAACCGGUGUAUAAAGAAUAUUGGGAAAGGCCGUUUUGAGGAGCCACGAUGGAUCCCUGGAUGAUAACGGCAACGAUGAGACCGUAGAUACCCAAAACUCCCGCCAUGACAACUGGAAUAAUGUUACGCAUGACCAAACCAGGAUUCAUGACUCCCAUGGACGAGAUACCGACACCAGACUUGGCAGUUCCGUAAGCGGCACCGAUGUUGGCGAAAACGAGGGCAGAAGUGACACCCAUGAAACCGAAGAAGGGCGCAGAGGCCGGGCAAGUUUCCAUUUCAACACUCAUUGUGAUUWAUUUGUUUUGUUGUUUUUAUUUGCUGAAAUGMGGUAGAGCGAUAUAAAUAGGUGUUGUUGUG
Messenger RNA from Pseudo-nitzschia multistriata, 5568 nucleotides. NCBI's taxonomy places the organism in Eukaryota, Bacillariophyta, Bacillariophyceae, Bacillariales, Bacillariaceae. The record is from the annotation of a GenBank genome assembly.